Molecule: messenger RNA, 2340 nt
Organism: Aspergillus ochraceoroseus IBT 24754
Lineage: Eukaryota; Fungi; Ascomycota; Eurotiomycetes; Eurotiales; Aspergillaceae
Exons: 5
Coding region: 1-2340 (779 amino acids)
Biological process (GO): protein N-linked glycosylation; cell wall mannoprotein biosynthetic process
Cellular component (GO): mannan polymerase complex
Molecular function (GO): alpha-1,6-mannosyltransferase activity
Source: RefSeq, a predicted model, not a curated record
AUGGGCACUCCGCUGGUGGGCACUGCAAUCAUCACAGGGGGAAACGGGUCCCUAGGAUCGGAGAUAGCUGUUGCCAUUGCAAAGACCCAGCCCUUCGUCCACCUCUUGCUCCUGGCCCGCGAUAUCAGGUCGGAGAGCGUGCAGAAUGUCCGAGAGCGCAUCCGAUUGAUCGGGCCCCGGUCCAUCGAGGUCGCUAGGGUAGACCUCGCCAGUUUCAACUCUGUCGCGAGCUUCGCCGAGAAUACCGUGGAGAGAGUGCAUAGCAAAGACAUCCCUCCCGUGACGCUGUUGAUCAACUGUGCGGCGAUGUCCUCGUAUGUCACCGACCAGGUAACCCGGGAUGGCCACGAUCCCGUCUACCAGACCAACUGCAUCGCCCCGUUCCUGUUGACGGUCAGCUUGCUCGAGGCCUUCCGAGCCGGAGACGGCACCCCGAACGGCGGCGCGAGAGUGAUUAACAUCGGCUGUUCCUCUAUCUCAAAGGGAUCCCUGGGCUAUUUUGAGGACGAAGACCAAGCCUCCCACGUGGGACGAUCGGGGACGCCUCUCAGUGCAAAGGACGCCCUCGCCCGCGUCGGGAGCAGCAAAUUGAUCAUGAGCGCGGCCAUGUAUGCCUUGCGACGGAGUCUGGUCUUGACGGGUAACAUUUCUCUCAAUAUAUACACUCUAGACCCGGGAGGGAUGGUUGGAGAGAGCCACUUGGUUGCCGACGUCCCACUCUCCAUUCGAAUGGCACAUCAAACCAAGUCUGGACUUCGGCCGUUCCUGCGCGUGUUUUCCAAGAGCGCUAUCAACAAGGUUAGUGUUCCAGCGAAAGUGAUCGCGAAAGUCGCAUUCCAGAGCGACACGGUGGAGAACUGGGGUAGAGAACGCUAUUAUAUCUUGGACAGCGAGUACGAGGCCGGAUCCGUCAUCCCAGCCCUUCGAGACCCGCCGCAGAUGGAAGCAUUGCUCAACAAAUUGAUGCGCCAGGUGGAGCUUUUUCAACGGCUCUGUUUCAUAGCGGGUGUCUCGCUCUUCGUGCUGCUCCUCAUAUUUCCCUCGUGGCGAGCUUCGAUUCUCCCCGUGCUAUCGCUUGGCCUCCUUUCCUCCUCCCCAGAGGACUUGCACAUUCAAACCGUCCGAUACUAUGAUCUCGUGAAAAUGCAGGGGACAGCCAGCGGCUGGGAGAAUGGAGAACGAGUGUUGAUGUGCACCCCGCUCCGGGACGCCGCCUCCCAUCUCCCCAUGUUCUUUUCCCAUCUUCGAAACCUCACAUAUCCACACCAUCUGAUUGAUUUGGCUUUCCUGGUCUCGGAUUCCAAAGACGGCACUAUGGAAAUGCUCUCGCAAAUGCUGGAGGAGCUACAACAUGACCCGGAUCGCGAUAUGUCGUUUGGAGAAAUCUCUGUCAUACAGAAGGAUUUUGGUCAGAAAGUCAACCAGGACGUGGAGAGUAGACAUGGAUUUGCGGCCCAGGCAGGACGCAGGAAGUUGAUGGCCCAGGCCCGGAACUGGCUCCUCAGCGCUACGCUCCGACCCACGCAUAGCUGGGUCUACUGGAGAGACGCGGAUGUUUUGACUGCGCCAUCGACGAUUAUCGAAGAUCUUAUGAGACAUGACCGGGAUGUCAUUGUGCCAAAUGUAUGGCGCCCGCUUCCCGACUGGCUGGGGGGAGAGCAACCAUAUGAUUUGAACUCCUGGCAAGAGUCAGAAACAGCUCUAGCGCUGGCUGAUACUUUAGACGAGGACGCCGUUAUUGUGGAGGGUUAUGCAGAAUACGCCACCUGGCGGCCUCACCUCGCCUACCUCCGUGACCCAUACGGGGAUCCCGACAUGGAGAUGGAACUGGAUGGGGUAGGAGGGGUCAGUAUUCUUGCAAAGGCCAAGGUCUUCCGGUCCGGUGUACAUUUCCCAGCCUUUAGCUUCGAAAAGCACGCUGAGACCGAGGCGUUCGGCAAGAUGGCCAGACGUAUGGGGUUUUCGGUCAUUGGCCUCCCCCAUUACACCAUUUGGCAUCUUUACGAGCCCAGCGUCGAUGAUCUCAGGCAUAUGGAAGAAAUGGAACAAGAACGAAAGCAACGCGAGGAAGAAGAAAGAGUACAAUCCGAGCGCGCAGAACGCAACAAGGCCAUGUUCCAGGACCCGAAGAUCGAAUCGGAAAUCGACAACGCCUUUGUGCGCGACUCGAUGGAGGAAGCAGCCAGAGAGCAACCAGCAAGACAGGUUUCGACGCCUCAAGAUCCCGAAGACAGCUCUGCUGCUGCGGGGGAGCCAGCAACAGCAAAAGGCAAGGCGGACGACGUGCACGAACAACAAGGGAACCUUGCAAAAACCGACGAAGCAGCGAAGUCAAGCUAA